AGGACCGGUGGCUUUAGGUCCUCUCCGAGAGACCUGGUAAUGAGGAUUCAUGCCUAAUUAUACCAAAGGGAUUACGAGACCACUGCUCUACCAACUGAGCUAUUGCGCCUCCUUGCUUUGCUGUUAGCAAACGUGUUUCCUAGUCUAAAGUUCAUUUUGGAGCUGCUUGUCUGGUAGACUUGUUUGUCCAUCCAUAGCCUACAUUUUUACACCAUAGAAACUAGAAUUUUGUAGUGUAAUUGAACAAGCGAACGAAAGAAGAAAAUGUUCAUUAUUUGUCACGUUUUAGGAUCAGUAUAGAACAAUGGCAAGCAACUCCGAGAGGAAACCCGCUUGGGUGUUGGUGACGAUUCCGAAGGCUUAUCAUCCCAGUCUCAAACUGACAGAAGCUAUGCAUGAGAUGUAUCAGGUGAUACAUUGGGAGGAGUUCAGCUCGGCAGUGGACCAGUAUGCGGCUAAGGUGGAUGCCAUGCUUGUGACUCCGUCCGGCACGCCAAAGCUAUCCCCCGGACUGCUGGAUCGGAUGGUCAAUUUAAAGGCUGUUGUCACUGCGUCCAGUGGCACGGAUCACCUUGACCUUGCCCUGCUCCGGAAGUACAACAUCAAGGUUUAUAAUGCGGGAGGUGUGAACAGUGAUGCAUGUGCUGAUAUGGUCUUCAAUCUACUACUCUCUAUUGCAAGGAGAAACACAGAAGUUAUCCAGCUAGCUCACCGCUUCGCAGCUCAAUCAAAAGUAGUGGUUGAACAAAUUAUGCAAGUCCUAGGCCAUGAAGUGACGAGUUCUACCCUCGGUAUCGUAGGUAUGGGAAGCAUCGGUUACGAGGUCGCACGGAGGGCUGUGGGAUUUAAGAUGAAAACCCUAUACUACAGUCGCAGUAGGAGGACUGCUGCCGAAGAAGACGAAGUAAAGGCCACUUACUGUUCCUCGAUGGAUGAUCUGCUACCUCAUGUAGACUUUCUGGUGCUCUCGCUUCCUCUAACGGAAGAAACACGUCAUAUCAUGGGAAAACACCAGUUCAACAAAAUGAAAUCAAAUGCAAUCCUCAUCAAUGUCGCGAGAGGAGAGUUGGUCGACCAUGAUGACCUCACAGACGCACUUCGGAGCGGUACCAUCGCCGGAGCAGGCCUCGACUUGACCGAACCUUACCCGUUGCCUUCGGGUCAUCCCCUGCUGAAGAUGCCCAAUGUCAUCAUCACUCCGCAUUGCAGUGCUCUCACGGUGGACAUGGGCAAAAAAAUGAUGCAAAGAAUGAUGGACAAUCUUUCAGAAGCAAUCCCCAAGGAUUAAGCCUCAGUUAUAUGUUUAGUUCAGUAUUUGCCGUUACAUGAAUAAAUGAAGCACAACCAUUUUGAAACGUAUUUUAUUUAGUUUUGUAUUGUAUUUGUAAUGUAUUGAUGAUAUAACUAUUCUUAAAUUCAGAAUAUGAAAUUAAGUCUCUAAAAUCAAAUCUCCAACCCUGGACUGACGCCCCUGAAAUUCCAAGAUUUUUUCUUUUUUUUUUAAUUCAGAAGUAGAAAAAACAAAACAAACAGGCUAAUUGGUAAUAUAUUUUUAUUUUCUGGCAGACCACUAUAAAUUAAAUCACAACCCCUCGAAUGACGCCCGUGAGAGUCAAUGAUUAAUAUAUUAUUCUUAAAUACAGAAUGCGAAAUAGAGUUGAGGCAUUUUGCCAUUCGUGAUCAUACAAGGAGGGGCACUCACAGGAGCGUCGCCCUCUAUAUAUUAAAUCCUUUCAGUGGACGACCAACAUUUCCAAUAUUCUGUACUUGGACAAAAAC
Strongylocentrotus purpuratus (purple sea urchin) is the source of this 1779-nucleotide messenger RNA. Its product is annotated as glyoxylate/hydroxypyruvate reductase B. Lineage: Eukaryota; Metazoa; Echinodermata; Echinoidea; Camarodonta; Strongylocentrotidae. The transcript has 6 exons. Gene Ontology annotation, cellular component: cytosol. The record is from RefSeq and is a predicted model, not a curated record. The coding region runs from base 305 to 1288 and encodes 327 amino acids. Gene Ontology annotation, molecular function: NAD binding; hydroxypyruvate reductase [NAD(P)H] activity; glyoxylate reductase (NADPH) activity.